Messenger RNA from Paramecium tetraurelia, 1290 nucleotides. RefSeq lists its product as uncharacterized. Lineage: Eukaryota; Ciliophora; Oligohymenophorea; Peniculida; Parameciidae. The record is from RefSeq and is a predicted model, not a curated record. Gene Ontology annotation, molecular function: zinc ion binding. The transcript is spliced from 3 exons.
AUGUUAAUUUCAAAGACAGAGAAUGAAGAGCAAUCUGAGACAGCAGUUAAUUCAACACAACCAGUUUGUCCUAAUUGUGGUGCAGCUAGGGAAAGUAUUUUAGAAUAAGUGCCAUCUCCAGCUUCAUUUAUAAUUUCCUUUGUUUCCUUAUUUUAUUUCGGAAUUUGGUGCAUAUUUAUAAUCCCAUUGGUGUUUCAAUCAACAAAAAUGAUUAUAAAGAGAUGCUACUAUUGUAAUCAAGAAUUAGAAAAAAGAAAAUACUUUUAAUUACCAAAUAUCAACGAUUAAGUGCUAUAAUUUAGAUUUGGCAAUUGCAUUGUAGUAGUAUCUAGAAAAUAUGCUUUGGUUUUAUUGACGAUCAUAGUUUGUUUGUUUUUUUACUUUGAAUAUUUUACAGAGAAGGAGCAACCAUAAAUUGAAGCAAAUAUCUAUUCGAACAAAACGUGGGUUGAUUUCUUAUAAUUUUGUGGCAAAUUUUAAUUUAUUGAUAAUGGUUUGAAAGCAAGACAUCAAUUUGAAACCUAUUUUAAGGAUAAAAUAGUUUCAUGGAAAGGUGAUUUUAUUCAAACAAAACCUAAUCAUGAUCCAAAUUUCAGUUUCAAUUAUUGGGUGUAUUUAAAGAUGGAUCCAACUGAAUCAACUGAAGAUUUGCCUGAUAUUAUCGUUGGUGUAAGGGACUCUUAAUAUUAAAUUGAAACAUUUUAGAAGUUGGAAAAGGGUAAACCAAUCCAUUUUGAAGCUAAAUUUCUGUUUUUGGGAUCAGAAUAUAACUUUCAUAUUUUGGAAUUAAAACAUCUUACUGUGAUACCAUCUGAACUUGUGGAAGAUAUUAAAUAGCUUCAUCAAUUCACUUUAGACAUGGACUAAUUCCAAAAAUUAAAGAGAUCAAAAUUAUAAGAGUCUCUAAAGCAUAAGAUCCAUAUGUAUAAUCCAAAAUAAAUACCAGGAAUUCAAAAGAUAAUUGAAUCCAUCCAAACAGCAAAUAAUACUAUAGCUAAAACCACCUAAGAAAAUGUUCAAAAUGAGGAAAAUAAACAAGAAUAAUCGGAUUAAGGUGAUAAUGCAGUUAUUGAGAAUUAGAAUGUUAAUUAGUAGGAAGAUAACAAUAACGAUGUUAAUGAAGUUAAUGAAGCUGUUAAUGAAUAGGAUGAAUAAGAGAAACAAUUUGAUCCUUCUAGUGUUAAUAUAAAAAUUGAUGAAUCUAUAAGGAAUGAGAUUCUAUCUAAAGAUUCUGGAAUAGUUGAUGGAGUUAUUGAUGAUGAUGACAAAAGUGCCACAAAUUAAGAUUGA